Pangasianodon hypophthalmus (striped catfish) is the source of this 3071-nucleotide messenger RNA. RefSeq lists its product as uncharacterized. The record is from RefSeq and is a predicted model, not a curated record. Bases 311 to 1852 code for a protein of 513 amino acids. The transcript is spliced from 8 exons. Lineage: Eukaryota; Metazoa; Chordata; Actinopteri; Siluriformes; Pangasiidae.
GGCGUUCACAUUCUCCUCACUGAGAGACUCUUCUCACAAUAUCACACAUUCUCAUAAAGGCAAGUACACAGAGGCUUUUACACACUCGUAUCCAGAUAGGUAUUUUGGCAACAUGUCCAAAAAAAGACUUUCACACUGCUAUGGAUCUUGGUGGGCUAUUUAACCCUUAAUUUUACUCAACACUUAAAUCAAGGAAAUGGAACAUCUACACUGGUGUACUCAAAAUAUGCUGAACAUCUAAAUACUUCAGAAAGGAGGUUUUCCUUACUCCCAUCAGUGAAGACUGUUGGAACAACUGUACUGGAAUUCCAUGAUGAGCUUGAAAAGAAGAAAAUCAAGCAUGGUGUUUAGCUGGCAUAAGUCAUUUACCAUCCUUGCACCUUGGAGGAAAGGCAAAGGGGACAUGGCUUUAGAAAGUGAGGUUGUGCUGACGAAGAUGAAGCUCUUCAAAAACUUCCAUGAGAAACUCUUAAAUACGGAGGACCUUGUGUCAAACCUGUCCAUGUCUGAGCAGGAUAUCCCUACACCACUCAAGGCUGAAGAAGAAAUCUCUGUCAACAGUGUGGCACCUGAACCAAACAUGGUGGAGUCAAAGAAAGACUAUUUAUCUGCAAUUUUUUCCAGUUCCCAGUUGCCAGGUUUGUACAAAUUUGAAUCUGAGGACUCUGGGGUAGAGAUGCCUAGUGGAGCGAACUCACCAUCUACUCCAACGGGUUCAGAGCAGAGCUUUGUCGUUCACAGUAGAGAGUCUUCAUGUGACUCUGGAAAUCCAAACCCUCACAUACGAGCCAGCAGUUGUCUCCUCUCACUGGAACAGAGUACAGACUCCUUACAGACUGAACCAGCAUCAUGUACAUAUGUCCAAGAAACCAAUCUCUCAGUAUUACCAGACGAGGAUGAGAUGGAUAAUGUUCAACUGGAGGUUGUAAGAGAUUCAGAAAGGUUAGAAAAUGGAACCUUGGUGAAAGCCUCAGAAAGCAGUGAGGAUGGCUCAAUAUGUGCAGAGACAGUAGAUACAAUAACAGAGGGUGAUGCUGCUGAGGACACAGGAUCAAUUAUCCAUGCCACUGAUGCAUAUGACGGGAACAUGGAAGUGGAUUUCCAACAGCAGCCAUUAAGGAAAAGUACAACGAGUGACAGUCUGGAUGAAUACAUGGAGGAGUGCUGCAGGCUUAGUGAGGUGAACCAGGCUCAGUCCAACCCACUGGGCUCAGGACUGGGAUACCUGGAACACAUCUGCCAGCUAAUCGAGAAAAUCGGACAGCUUCAGGAGCACAAUCUCAAGCUGCAGAAACAGAUCUGUAUCCUGCAGAAGGACAGCAAGAUGAAGAAAACUAAAGAGGACUUCUUCCUACAGCAUUGUCACUGUGGAGCGGCUAGCUUGGCUUUUCAGGAGCUGAAGAGACAUUCACGCAGUGACUACACCAGCCUAACAGCAUCCAGUGGCACACUGUCUGACCUCACCACCAUUCCUGAGGGCACACGUAUCCCCCUCAGGCCAGCCUUCAGCGAUUGUGAAGGAGGCUGCCAGCAAAUCAUGCCUGUGUGGAGAAAAGGCUUUACCAGGAGGAGCUAUACAGAGGGGGAGGCCAGAUACCUGAGUGACAGCUCAGAGGUUUUCUCUGCUCCCCAUAGACGGCCAGAGAACUAUGCAUGGGGCAGGGUGAAGGAGUUGAUGAAGAAGAGCAAGCUGAGGAACCAAAGCAGACUGGGUCUGUCCUCCAGCUCCUUCAAGAGGUCAUGUCCACAGUUAUACCGGCCUGAACUGGGGCACAUGGAACUGUCCAGAAGAGACAGGAACUCUAUGAUUGUCCUCGGACAUCAAAAAUUGGACUAUCAUUGGCCUCACUAGCAUUGAUCAGCUGGACACUAAACAGAUGCUGUAUGACGAGAAAACAUUUCCCUGAAGAGGAGGACACAAUGAGGUUGUACAGAACAUGGGCAAAGGAAGAACAAGGAAAGGGAGGACAAGAUGAUGUUGACAAGAAAGUGAUCUGUGAUUGAUGAGAGAAGGGUACAGAUAGAAAAUUGAGGUGACCCUCACAGCUCACACCCACAAUGUUCAAAAGAAAUUUCUGUAUGUUUCUAUGAGUGUACAAUGGACCUACACAUAUGACUGGUUCCUUUUCACUCUGUAUGUUAGAUGCUAUAUAUGAAUGUUAAAAAAAAGUCAUUAAAGUUUUGGGCAUUUUUUAUAGUGUAUACAAUGCCAUGCACAAGAGGUGUUACCAGAAGGUAGCGUAACAAAUGAGAGAUUUUUCUCAGAACAGUACACAUUUCAGUAUAUUCACAUAAAUAAAAAUAAAAGGAAUAUUGUUUAAUUCAACAAUAUACUAUGUAAAAAAAAAUCUGUACUAUCGGCUGCUUUUACUUAGACCAUUUCAUUGAAUUUCGGUCUGUUCUGAACAUUUCUGUAAAAUAUCUAAAAAAUGCCCCAACAGUAACAAGAAGUGAAACAUAUGGGAUACAGGCUUACGCUGCAGCUGAUGGUCCUGUAGUCCACCUGACUGACAGGUGUUACACAAUGGUCACGAUAAUAUAGAUAUAGAUAAUAAAUAUAAGUAUUACAUCAUAACCAGUCCGCCAGGAAUGUGUCCAAACACCUGACUGCUGUGUUAUGUAAAUAUAUUACAUUUACAGGACAGCAUGCAGUGAUGUGAGCAAGACAUGGUGGCUAAAGUGUUUCUAUGCCCAGUGCAAAGCCAAGUCAGUACCAACAGUAGCAUCGUAACCUACUAUGUCAAACAUAGACUUAACAAAGGAAGAACUGUAAGCAUUAUUUGAGCAUGUUUUGCGUGUGUAUUUUGGUUUGGUGAAAGAGCAUUAAACACUAGAUGGUUUACUGUAUAAUGUAUACUUGCAAUGUCAUAUUUACGAGUUUACAUAAUGAAUUUGUCAGAUGGCUUCUAUGAAAAAAGUAUGACUGUUGAUGUAUUGAAAAGAAUUUUGUUGUGAGCUGUCCUUAUACUGUGUAUUGUACUAUAUCAAAAUGGAUGGAAUAUUUCAGUAUGCAUAUUGCAUUCCUAUUCCAAAUUAUUUUUAAUAAAUAAAAUUGUGAUAUUUCUAAACAA